AUGAGGGUGCUACAAGUUAACCUCAAUGACUGUGCAGCGGCGCAUGACCUUCUUGGUCAGACGGCGCGCGAACUAAGGAUUGACUUGGCCUCUAUCUCGGAACCCUAUUACCAUUUUGGGAGCAGGGGGUGGACCGAGGACUCAAGUCAGGGUGCGGCAGUCUGGAUCUGCGGGAAUGACACGGUUGAGGCCACUAACAACGGCGAGGAGUGCGGGUUCGUGCGGGUCAGAGUAGCGGGACGCAGAAUCUACAGCUGCUAUGCCCCGCCGAGCCUGUCGAUCGAGGACUUCACCGCUUUCUUUGAUCGACUUACGGCGGAUGCGCAUCACCACUUCCCUGUUGCGAUUUCUGGCGACUUCAAUGCCUGGGCGACCGAGUGGGGCAGCAGAGCGACGAACAGCAGAGGGCAAGCCGUCCUGGAGGCGAUGGCGUCCCUGGACCUCGUGCUCCUCAAUAGAGGAGACGCGCCAACGUACGCGAGAGGUGAGUCCACCUCUAUCGUGGAUCUCACCUUCGUGAGCGACCACCUGGCAAGGGAAGGUCACUCAUGGGAGGUGAGUGAAGUUUUCACCGCGAGCGACCAUCGGGCUCUGCUUUGGGAGGUCCGAACAACACGGAGACCGGUACCUGCUGCGGCAAGAACCAACGCAGCCGGCUGGAGAGCGAGCUCGUUCGACCCCGCUGUCUUCUCGGUAGCACUGGGUCAGAGCGCACCUAUGGAUGGACUCAGCACCAAGGAGAAGGUGGCCGAAACCAUGAGGAGGGUGGCUAGGGCCUGCGAUGCAUCAAUGCUGAGGAAAAGAACUGUAACUCGGAAGCCACCGGUUCACUGGUGGAGCGAGUACAUUGCAGCCAUACGUAGAGACUGUAUAGCGGUACGACGAGCGGUACAGCGAGCGCGCAGAAGGUCGGGUGACAGUACGCUGGAGAAUGCCUAUAGGCAGGCGCGUGGCAGGCUCACCAAGGCGAUCAAGAGGAGCAAGAUCCGCGCCUGGAAUGAACUCCUUGCUCAGGUGGAAGAUGACCCGUGGGGCAGGCCGUAUACGGUGGUCAUGGCGCGGCUGAAAUAUCAACCCAUACAAUCGUUGACGUGCCCUGUCCUUUUGGGAGAAAUAGUGGAGGCGCUCUUCCCAAAGCAAGCCGUGCUUGAGCGGACCAACUAUACAGGAGAGUUGCCAGGAGUGCCCCCCGUAACUAGGGGUGAGCUAAUAGACGUGUGUGGCAGAGUGGGUAACGCAAAGUCCCCUGGACUGGAUGGCAUCCCAAACAUCGCCCUGAAGGCAGCGGUUCAGGCCUAA
Molecule: messenger RNA, 1299 nt
Organism: Fopius arisanus
Lineage: Eukaryota; Metazoa; Arthropoda; Insecta; Hymenoptera; Braconidae
Exons: 1
Coding region: 1-1299 (432 amino acids)
Molecular function (GO): catalytic activity
Source: RefSeq, a predicted model, not a curated record